This is a messenger RNA of Phalaenopsis equestris, 949 nucleotides long. RefSeq lists its product as uncharacterized. NCBI's taxonomy places the organism in Eukaryota, Viridiplantae, Streptophyta, Magnoliopsida, Asparagales, Orchidaceae. The record is from RefSeq and is a predicted model, not a curated record. The transcript has 2 exons. Bases 166 to 705 code for a protein of 179 amino acids.
GGGAACACGGUAUUGGCAAGGAGAAGCCGAGAAGGCAGAGGUGGGCCCCGCCAUUGUCGUCCCCACCAUUCCACCCAUCAAUAAUUGCUUUCCUCCACCUCCUCCCGCUCCCCUCUCUCUCUCCUCUGCAUCGUCACCCAUCUCCACCCUGUUUUAACAGAACCCAUGAUGCUCGACCGAAUCCAUCUUCUCCUUCCCGUCACCCUCAUCUUUCUCCUCCGCCUCAUCGCCGUCCACACCUCCGAUUCACCGCCGGAGAAACCGGCGAGCGCGUACGAAGUCCUCCGCCGGCACGGUCUCCCCAUCGGACUCUUCCCUAAGGGCGUUCAAGACUUCCGAAUCGGCAGCGAUGGUCGAUUCGAGGCGCAUUUGCCGGAGGAAUGCACGGUCACGUUCGAAACGGCGGUCCAUUACCAGCGAAACGUCACAGGAAUGCUCUCUUACGGCCAGAUCGCCGGCAUCUCUGGAGUCACCGCGCAGGAGCUUUUCCUCUGGUUCCCCGUUCGAGUUAUCCGCGUUGAUAUCCCCAGUACAGGUCUCAUCUACUUCGACGUCGGCGUGAUCUACAAACAGUUCUCUCUGUCCCUCUUCGAGACGCCUCCUGAUUGUCGCCCUGCUUCCCACGAUCGGCUUAUCGAGAGAGUAAAAUCUGUGAGGAUCCGAGUUGAUCGCGAUGAGGAAGAUGGCGGAAGAGCAACUGUUUGAAUUCGAAUGGGGGGAGAGAGUUAGGGUUUGCUGCUAGGGUUUGUUUGGUUGGCGGAUUUGAUUCGAUUUCUGAAGCUGAUGAGAGCUCGCAUGCCUGCGAUUAUGACAUAGAGAUCAAAUUUUGGCCGUGUUCUGGUCUCGCCGGAGUUCUGCGGAGCGAAGCCGAAGCGUUCUGGAGAAUGUGGGUGGGAGAGAAAUGGGACUUGGGAUAAUGGGUGUAAUUUUUUUUUUCGAUAAUAAAAAA